AAUUUUGAGCUUUAGCAAGAAAAAUUGAAGGCGGGAUUGUAGUUGGGUGUCGUAUAAUAUUUCAACAAGUUUGGUGAACAAGUUUCCCGCUCUAUGUUCUUCAACUCCCUCAUUUCCCCCCUUUUCCCUUGUUUUCCUUCCAUUUUCAUUUUUCAGAAUACACAGAUUGAAGAGAGAGAAAGUGAGAUAGAUUUUGAAGAGAGAUGUUUGGGAGGAUUAGAUCGUCGCCGUCACCGGUGGAAUUGUUGGAAUUAGAGCGUCUUCCUUCCAAGCUUCUCAAACACGAUUCUCUCUCCAUCUAUGAAUCGACGCUUGUGAAGCUCAAGCAAGGCUCUCAACGUAAUCUUGGCCCGACAGUUCAAGAUUCUAUGGAAAUUGAAUCAAAUUCGAUUGUUUCCGGGGAUUCUUCCAAGGUUUUAGGGUUGUGCGGCGAGCAAGAACGACUAACUGCCUGUAAUACUGAUAGUUCUUGUAUUGGUGUUUCUUCGAAUCGUAAUCAGGAACAGAAGAUAGGCAGAGAAAUCUCGAUACAUUGUCUGUUUUCCAAGUAUGCUACUUCUCGAAAAAAAGAAGGGGGAGCUGGUUGUAAUGGUGGUUCUUCGAGGAGUUUCUCCACUUGUUCGAGUGAUUCUGAAUCGACAGGUUGCUCAAGACUCUAAGCUAUACUCGACGACAGUGCGUGUUUGGGAAGGUGGCAGCGUUUUCUUUGCUGAUUAAUUACAGUAAGGGUGUACAAUCAUUGUAACAAUAUUUAUGUUAUUGUAAUGUUAAAUCGUGUUGAUUAAUCUGAUAAAUAUCGCCAAAUGUAUUGUCUGAUUGAAUUUUGGAUUUUCAGCAAUCAAAAGGGAUAAACUUCACAUAUUGUUACAAUUGUAAUGCAUGAUCAGUAAUGAAUCAUCAGCGUUUUAUUACAA
Molecule: messenger RNA, 914 nt
Organism: Chenopodium quinoa (quinoa)
Lineage: Eukaryota; Viridiplantae; Streptophyta; Magnoliopsida; Caryophyllales; Amaranthaceae
Exons: 2
Coding region: 204-659 (151 amino acids)
Source: RefSeq, a predicted model, not a curated record